GUUUGGAAUAAAAAAUAUCUAUUUAUUUUAAUUUAAGCAUAAUAAUUAUUACUUAAAACAAUGUUUGCUACGCCAAAAGCGAAAAAAGAACUUUUUCUGGCCUCUUCAUUGUGCGAUGGAGUAGAGGAUAAUAAUAUAAAACAGGUGACGACACUCCUGGACAGUAAUGAAGCAGAUCCAAAUACUCUCGUACCAAUUUUUGGAAUCACACCAUUUCAUUUGGCAAUUGGAAACCCUUCGGAAUCGUUUGCAGAGGAAGUAACGAAAUUAUUUCUUCGUCAUGGGGGAAACCCAAAUAUAAGAUCUAUUGAGGGUUUGACCCCUGUUCACAUAGCCGCUGCUUGGGGUCGUUGUAAUAUUCUCGAAUUACUUUUAUUGAAUGGCGGAGAUCCAUUAUAUCUCGAUAAUGAAGGUUACAGUCCAUUUCAUUUUGCUUUCGAUGGAGCACACUACAAUGCUGUUAGUGUUCUUCGUAAAUAUUGUGAAGAUGUCGUUAAUGACGAAGAAGAGGAGGAAGAAAUCAAAUACGACAUAGCGCUUGAAAAGGUUUUAAUCAACAACAAGAAUUUAAUAGCCGAAUAUGUAGUAACAGAUGAACAAACAACUAGCACUUUGAAUAUUUCACCAGAAAAUGUUCUUGAACUUAAUAUUAAGUCAUCAAACGGUUCCAGUUCUUCCGACUAUCAAUUAUUAUUACAUGAAGAUUACAUAACACGCAGAAGAAAUCGAAAAACCCUACAAGAACAAAAAGAAAAUAAACUUUUCAAUAAAACCGAAGUUUAUAAAUACAAAAAAGAAGAGCAAACAGACAGUCAAUUAAUUUCUAAUCUUUCGACAACAAUUUCUAACGAUAUCACCCGAACCGAAAAUCCACAUAAUUCAGACUCCUCCAUAUUCGACCGAAGAAUACAUUUAAUUCCAAAAACAAAAAAUGCUCUAGCUCAAAUGUCAAAUCAAUUGACGAAUAAGCGAAACGAAAUUGCCGAGAAUCUAAUUAGAGGAAGAUUAAAAAGAAAAUUAAAAGAGGAAACAAAUAUUUCAUCACCAACACUUGAUAAACAACGAACAAGAACUCCCUUAAUCGAAAAAAAUAUUAACAAUCUAGAAAAUUCCAUAAUCAGCAAGAGUCCAAACUGCAAUAUUCUUACUCGAUUCAAACCUGACAAAACCAUCCAAAAGUCACUAUUUCUUGAGAAGACAAAUUAUUUAAACGACUCUAUAAUUACUAAAUCACCAAAUUGUGCAAUUGUCUCAAGUGCAAAUAAGGAGAAAAGAAUAUCAAAAAUACCAAUAUUCGGACAAAAAUCAACACCAACGAAUGGAAGGAAUUCUUUGAAAAAAAUAAUAUCACGAACACCUUGUGGAUUAAUUAGUGAAACCUACAAAUUACACUGUCAAAGAAUGGCACAAACAUCAAAAUCAUUACCGAGAAAUUUUCAAAAUAAAAUUUUAGGUGAACAAGAAUCGUCUUUCUUCAAAAGACCACAAUCAAUGGAUAGGAAAAUUAAUUCUUGUCACAAGAAGAAGGAUACUGAAGAAUCGAGUGGAAUUUACAGUGAUACGAGUAAAAUAAUGAAAUUAAAGAAUGUAGCAAUGAAAUUAGAAGAUUAUAUUACUGACGAUUUUGAUUCAUUGACGAGUAAUAAUAAUAAUAAUAAUAAUUGUAAUGUCACUGAAAAUACAAAAAUUGAUGAUAAUUUUGAAGAAAAUGCAACGAACUCUAUGAAUAAUACCGAUGAAAAUGAUUUUAAUACAUCUCUAGAAAAUAUGACUUCUAAUCAAAGUGAUUCUAGUACACGAAUAAAGGCAAAAAGUAGAAAUUUUACUGAAGAAAUAUCUAACAUUGAAUACGAAUUAGAAGGAAAUGAUUCUCAAAGUGAUAGUACAGUUAAUAGUCAAGUGCAAUGUAAAUCUUAUCAAUCCGAACAAUCUUUUUUAUCUUCUAAUCAACAAGAAAAUGAAGAUAACAUUAGGAAUAGUGAAAAUUCUUUCAAGGAAAGCAAAAACAGUUUCAUUACUGAUGAUCUCACAGGAAGAAGUCCUUUGAACAGACAAAUUACUGAAUCUUUUGUAAGCAUCGAAGAAGAAUAUAAAUACAAAGAUUUAGAAGAAGGAGUUGUCCUAAUGGAACGAAGACUUUGUAUAACACCAUCUUGUGUAAUGAUAAAUAAGGAAGAAUUAACAUCAUAUUACACCUGUUCUACUGCUGAAUCCGUUUCAAGUCUUCCACAGGAAAUGUUGCUUAUCGAUAAGAAAACACUUCGCGAGAGACUUACAAAAUUAGGAGAAAAUCCAGGUCCAAUAACAAAUUCCACGCAUAGAGUCUACUUAAAACGUUUAAUGAAACUCGAAAUGAAUCAACAGAAUUUUAAAAAUGAGCCAUUCCACAAUGAAAAUUCAUCUGAAACAUUCGAAUCACAUUCUAUUCGUUCAAGUUUAAUUUCUCUAAAUUGGCGAAUUGAUUUACAACUGUAUAAAGAUAGGGAACGUGAAAUAUUCCAAGAGUUCGCGAGACCCGAUCCCACUCGUAAAUGGCGUGAGGGCCUAACAAAAACAUGUUUCAAUUAUCUACUCCUCGAUUCGAGAAUAACAAGAGAUCUUCCAAAUCGAAAAGCAAAUCUUUCCCUUCAAGAACAAUGGGAGAUAUUUUUAUCGGCAAUUUUUUAUGUCGGCAAGGGAAAACAAACGAGACCCUAUGCACAUUUAUAUGACGCGUUUCAUGUCUGGGUUUCAAGUAAAGUUGAAACAACAAAUAAGAAGAUAAAAAAAAUUCUUGACAUUUGGAAUGAAAAGCAAGGUGUCGUUGUUUUGCAUAUAUUUCACAAUACAAUUCCAGUUGAGGCUUACACGAGAGAAGCGGCAAUGAUCGAUGCAUUGAGCGUUGAUAAAUUAGCGAAUUGCAAAGGCGGAGAAUAUUAUGGUAAAAUAGCAACUUGGAAUAAUAAAGAAAAAUGUGAUUUGGGAAAAUAUUUGCUCUACAAAGCUAUGAAGAUAUUAAUGAUGGAAGGUGAACGACAUCUUUAUCCAGAACAUUUAUAGAAAUGUAAAAUAAAACAAUUAACUUUUCGUACAUUUCCAUGAAAAAAAACUGACGUAUUUUUUUAUACAUCGAGUAUAAAACAAAUGAUCUCAAAUUGUAAGACAAUAUUCAUCAAAAUGGAGUUGAAUAUUUCUGAUAAUUUUUUUAUUCCAUGUAGAAAAUUUAUUUUUUCGCAAAAUUUUGUAUUAUUAGAAAUUGUGUAAACUUGUAUUAUUACUUUUAGGAGACGUAUUAAUUCAAAAAAGUGCAAUUCAUAAAAUAAUGAAAAUGUAGAAAAAAAACAUUGUGAUUUUGUGUAAAGAAAGAAAUAUAUUUUAUGAACUUUUAAUGAAAUGAAAAAUUUAAUGCAGGAUUACCACAGGUCAGGAAAGUCAGGGAAUUCAGGGAAAAAUCAGGGAAGGUAGAAUAGGUUGGGAAAAUUAGGGAUUUUUAUAAAAAGUACUGGAAACAAUUAAAUUUGUAGAAUUAAUAAGAAAAUUCUAAA
Messenger RNA from Leptopilina heterotoma, 3524 nucleotides. RefSeq names its product AP2/ERF domain-containing protein PFD0985w-like. Gene Ontology annotation, molecular function: endonuclease activity; protein binding. NCBI's taxonomy places the organism in Eukaryota, Metazoa, Arthropoda, Insecta, Hymenoptera, Figitidae. The transcript has 7 exons. The coding region runs from base 61 to 3039 and encodes 992 amino acids. The record is from RefSeq and is a predicted model, not a curated record.